Molecule: messenger RNA, 3768 nt
Organism: Miniopterus natalensis
Lineage: Eukaryota; Metazoa; Chordata; Mammalia; Chiroptera; Miniopteridae
Gene: HAS2
Product: hyaluronan synthase 2
Biological process (GO): polysaccharide biosynthetic process; hyaluronan biosynthetic process; extracellular matrix assembly
Cellular component (GO): plasma membrane
Molecular function (GO): hyaluronan synthase activity
Source: RefSeq, a predicted model, not a curated record
UUAAGUUGGAGGAGGCAGAAAGGCAACAACUGCGAGGAAGGAGAAGUCAGGACGUCUGGAAAGAAUUACCCAGCCCUGGCUUCCAGCAGCCCAUUGAACCGGGGACUUGAACCAGCCCCAGCCAAAGACUCUCCUGAUUCUGCGCUUCCUGGGUUCUGCUGAGGCUUCACCGGUCUUUUUAUAUAUAUAUAUACGGAAAAGAGAAGAGACUUUCCGAUAUCAGGGGAGGAAGACUGGAACAAAAAGAAUAAUAAUAAAAAUUUAAAAAUUAAUUUAUUUUCAAAGUACCAAUUUUUCUUUUAAGAACCAGGAGACUUAAGCGCAACGGAAAUAUCAGAGAAUAGUGGUGUUUUUACUUUUCUUUUUCUUUUAAAGUGGGAGAGAAGCAAACCUUUAAGACUCCCCCACCUUUCUUUAAAUGUUGUUUUUAAAUUUUUUAUUUUUUUUGGCCGGCCGUCUCAAAUUCAUCUGAUCUCUUAUUACCUCAAUUUUGGAAACUGCCCGCCACCGGCCCUCCGGGACCACACAGACAGGCUGAGGACAACUUUAUGACCAAGAGCUGAACAAGAUGCAUUGUGAGAGGUUUCUAUGUAUCCUGAGAAUAAUUGGAACCACACUUUUUGGAGUCUCUCUCCUCCUUGGAAUCACAGCUGCUUAUAUUGUUGGCUACCAGUUUAUCCAAACAGAUAAUUACUAUUUCUCUUUUGGACUGUAUGGUGCCUUUUUAGCAUCACACCUCAUCAUCCAAAGCCUGUUUGCCUUUUUGGAGCACCGAAAAAUGAAAAAAUCCCUAGAAACCCCCAUUAAAUUGAACAAAACUGUUGCUCUUUGCAUCGCUGCGUAUCAAGAAGAUCCAGACUACUUACGGAAAUGUUUGCAAUCUGUGAAAAGGCUCACCUACCCUGGGAUUAAAGUCGUCAUGGUCAUAGAUGGGAACUCGGAAGAUGACCUUUACAUGAUGGACAUCUUCAGUGAAGUCAUGGGCAGGGACAAAUCAGCCACUUAUAUUUGGAAGAACAACUUUCACGAGAAGGGUCCCGGUGAGACAGAGGAGUCACAUAAAGAAAGCUCCCAGCAUGUCACCCAGUUGGUUUUGUCCAACAAAAGUAUUUGCAUCAUGCAAAAAUGGGGUGGAAAAAGAGAAGUCAUGUACACGGCCUUCAGAGCACUGGGACGAAGCGUGGAUUAUGUGCAGGUCUGUGAUUCAGACACCAUGCUUGAUCCAGCCUCAUCUGUGGAGAUGGUAAAAGUUUUAGAAGAAGACCCCAUGGUUGGAGGUGUCGGGGGAGAUGUCCAGAUUUUAAACAAGUAUGAUUCCUGGAUCUCCUUCCUCAGCAGUGUGAGAUACUGGAUGGCUUUUAACAUAGAGAGGGCCUGCCAGUCUUACUUUGGGUGUGUCCAGUGCAUCAGUGGACCUCUGGGGAUGUACAGAAACUCACUGCUACACGAAUUUGUGGAAGACUGGUACAAUCAAGAGUUCAUGGGCAGCCAGUGCAGUUUUGGUGAUGACCGGCACCUAACGAACCGAGUGCUGAGCCUGGGCUAUGCAACAAAAUACACGGCUCGAUCCAAGUGCCUUACAGAAACGCCUGUCGAGUAUCUCAGGUGGUUAAACCAGCAGACCCGCUGGAGCAAGUCCUACUUCCGAGAGUGGCUGUACAAUGCCAUGUGGUUUCAUAAACAUCAUUUGUGGAUGACCUACGAAGCGGUUAUCACUGGAUUCUUCCCUUUCUUUCUCAUUGCCACAGUAAUCCAGCUCUUCUACCGGGGUAAAAUUUGGAACAUCCUGCUCUUCUUGUUAACUGUGCAGUUAGUAGGUCUCAUAAAGUCAUCCUUUGCCAGCUGCCUUAGAGGAAAUAUCGUCAUGGUCUUCAUGUCCCUCUACUCGGUGUUGUACAUGUCAAGUUUACUCCCCGCCAAGAUGUUUGCGAUUGCAACGAUAAACAAAGCUGGGUGGGGCACCUCUGGAAGGAAAACCAUUGUUGUUAAUUUCAUAGGACUCAUUCCAGUCUCGGUUUGGUUUACAAUCCUCCUGGGUGGUGUGAUUUUCACCAUUUAUAAGGAAUCUAAAAAGCCAUUCUCAGAAUCCAAACAGACAGUUCUAAUUGUUGGAACGUUGCUCUAUGUAUGCUAUUGGGUUAUGCUUUUGACUCUGUAUGUGGUUCUCAUCAGUAAGUGUGGCAGGCGGAAGAAGGGACAACAAUAUGACAUGGUGCUUGACGUAUGAUCCUACAUUGUUUGACGUCCGCAGUCACACGCGCAGGCACGGACAAAACCUGAGCUCCCGUAGGGACCGUACAGUAUUGUGGCGUCGGAUAGUGCCACCACAGGAGACAUAUCACUGCUGCUGGGACUUGAACAAAGACAUUUCUAUGGGUUUAUUUUGAUCCUGCCAAAGUAAAAACGAUGCAUCAACAAGAAGAAACUCAGAUGUAACCUGUUAUUUCUAUGAAAAUGGGAAGAAAUCUUUGUUUAUGCACUUUUUCCUUACUGUACAUCUGCCUAACAGUGUUUUGCCCUAUAUACCUCACUAGCCAUGCUUUAUGUGGGUUAUCAUGGAAGAAAAGGAUUUUGGAAACUCAAGGAAAAGUUCUUACAACAUAUAGAACCUAACUUAUGGACUGUGUUGGAUAGCUAAUUUUUUUUUUAGAAAGGUUUUCUGUUUAAUUCUACCAAAUGAAAUGCCAAAGGAAAUUUUAAAGGCUGUUGGCUGUGCUGUAUUUUUAUAUAAUUGUACUGUGUUUUAAAAUUUUGUAUGCCAAUUUUUAGAACAAAUUUUGCAUAUUCUAUAUUUUACUUCUCUGCCAAAAUACACCUGUUCUUCCUUUUUUUAAAAAAAAUAAAAUAGGUUCUGAAAAAAAUUCAAACUUAGAAAACCUACUCAAAAUGUGAAGCUUGGUUGACUGAUGUUGUUCACGAUAGAAAGAAUAAAAUGUUUCUCUCUUUACCUUUUCAAAUUGAAUAGUUUAUUUCUGUGAAAAAGUAUUUAAACAUCCAAUAUUUUAGCUUUUUAAAAUUUCUUUUAGGAAAGGCCAAUAUACCUGUCACACUUUGGGAGUAAAAAUACAUACUUGUGUGUGAAAGAAAAAGUAAAUAAUUGAAAAUCAAGGCCAAAGGGGUAGAAAAGUGCAAUUUUUUCAUAAGAUUAAAAAAAGGGAAUGCUAGUCCUCAAAAGAAAACACUGGGCAGCCAGCACUGGACAUAACAUGCAUAUCACAGGCAGUGUUUUCCCAGGCUGAGUAAUAUGGAAAGUGGAAAAAAUUAUCUGUAUAAUUUGGACAAACACAAUACAGUUCAUUUUGUUCUGUGGUCUGAAUCACCACAUCCUGUCUGUAUAUUGAACAUACUUUACUUACAGCUUGCCAGUUCCCUUUACAUGCUACUAUGAGGUUUCCAUGAUUUAGUUGGAUAAAUUACAAUAAAUGUAAAGCAUACAGAUUCAAAAUGGCAAGUUCAAGCUCCAAUUAUCAGCCUCUUUUACUUUCUAGUGAGGCUUUUAUUCUGAAUUAUACAGAUAAUUUCUUCAUUUUUUCUGUUGGCCAACAUAAAUAUGUUUACAUAGUAGAAAUGAUAUCAAGGUUUAAUAAGUGUAUUAAGAAUUGGCACAUAAAGUUAAUGAACCAGGUACCUGUAGUCUAGCUAAUUUUGCUUCUCCAGAGCCUUGGUUAUCCAGUUUGACUUUUGACAUGACCCAUCUUGCUUUGUAGCUGGUGCUGUGUAGACCUGUGUUAAAAACACAACUGAACCCACGAACAGUUGCAUAGAAAA